Hirsutella rhossiliensis is the source of this 246-nucleotide messenger RNA. RefSeq lists its product as uncharacterized. The transcript has 3 exons. Bases 1 to 246 code for a protein of 81 amino acids. NCBI's taxonomy places the organism in Eukaryota, Fungi, Ascomycota, Sordariomycetes, Hypocreales, Ophiocordycipitaceae. The record is from RefSeq and is a predicted model, not a curated record.
AUGCCAUCCUACGAGUACAAGAGCUCUGGCACCAACAGCAAGGGCAACCACUACUGCUCUCGUGACUACGGCAGCGGCGCUUCCAACAGCAACUCCUAUCACUACUCCAACUCCAACGGUUCAUACUACUACUCCAACCCCAACGGAAGCUCCUACUACAACGACGGCCAAGGCGGCUCUACCUACAAGUCUUCUGGCGGUGGUAGCGCCAGUGGCGGAAGCAAGAGCUCCAAGGUCGGCAACUAG